CCGAGAGAUUCAAACGAGUGGCGGGCGGUGAAUCCGAGUAGUGGAAUCUUUUCGCGCCCGGCGUCCUGCUGGGCAGUCCUCACCCAUGGAUCUGAUCCGAAGCUUCUACGGGAAGCUGCGGUCUCUGGCCAUCACCCUAGACGGCGAGACGGCCUGGCUGCAGCGAGCGCUGGACGGAGAGGAAAGCGACUUUGAAGAUUAUCCAAUGAUAAUUUUACAUGAUCUUCAUUCAGAAGCGCGGACUCUAAAGGAUGAAGUCAGUAUUCUUCUUGAUAAAGCAAGUUUGGAAAGUCAAGAAAGCAUUGGUUUCAUAAAGGCAACAAAAGUACUGAUGAAAAAAAAUUCAAUGGAUAUCACGAAAAUAAGAGAGUUUUUCCAGAAGUAUGGAUAUAAUCCACGUGCCAAGAAAAAUGCAGUGGAUGAGCAAGAAGUCAUUGAGUCUAAACCAGAGUCUGCUAAGCAUGAAAAUCUUCAAAAGCCUGAUGUGAAGGAUGAUUUGUCUGACCCUGCUGUUCCAAGCAGUUCUGUUUCUGAGAAGUCUCCACGUAGUCCACAACUUUCAGAUUUUGGACUUGAGCGGUACAUGAUAUCCCAGGUUUUACCAAACCCUCCACAGGCAGUAAACAACCAUAAGGAAGAGCCAAAAGUCGUAACUCCAUCUUCCAAACAAUCACUAGUUAAGGUAAUAAAAACUCCAAAAUGUGCACUAAAGAUGGAUGAUUUUGAGUGUGUGACUCCUAAAUUAGAACACUUCGGUAUCUCUGAAUAUACUAUGUGUUUAAAUGAAGAUGACACAAUGGGACUUAAAAAUGUGAAGAAGAAUAAAAGUGAGGAGGCCAUAGAACCAGAACCAGCGACCAAUGAUAAUUUCUUUGCCACUCCUGGCCUCAUAACCCAGCAGUUGGAAAAAAAUGAUGCCGAGUAUACAAAUUCUCCUUUGGCACCUACAUUCUGCACUCCUGGUUUGAAAAUUCCUUCUACAAAGAACAGUACAGCUUUGGUAUCCACAAAUUCUCCAUUAUCAAAAACAAAUAGUUCAUCAGAUGAUUUGGAAAUGAAAGACUGUACAUCAUUAGUUUUAAAUUCAGAUGAGUGCUUUGAGAAUUUUGCAGAUCCCUCUUCUCCUACAAUUUCUUCUUACGAGAAUCUGCUCAGAACACCUACACCUCCAGAAGUAACUACAAUUCCAGAAGAUAUUCUCCAGAUUUUAUCAAAAUACAACUCAAACCUAGCUACUCCAGUAGCCAUUAAAGCUGUGCCACCCAGCAAAGUGUUCCUGACUAAAUAUGAAGGACAGAACAUGCAAAAUGUUGGCAACAAAGAAAACUGGUGUAAAAAUUCUAGUGGAUCCAUCCAUCCAUUACAGAAACUGAACAGAAUGAGAUGAAAGCAAAGCUGGACUUAUUUUUUAAUUCACAUUCUCCUACAUCUUUCUCCCUUUUUAAAAACCAACCCAUAUUAAAGAUGAACAUGGACACUGA
Messenger RNA from Diceros bicornis minor, 1481 nucleotides. RefSeq names its product spindle and kinetochore associated complex subunit 3 (gene SKA3). The transcript is spliced from 9 exons. The record is from RefSeq and is a predicted model, not a curated record. Lineage: Eukaryota; Metazoa; Chordata; Mammalia; Perissodactyla; Rhinocerotidae. Bases 86 to 1387 code for a protein of 433 amino acids. Gene Ontology annotation, cellular component: spindle microtubule; outer kinetochore. Gene Ontology annotation, biological process: mitotic cell cycle; chromosome segregation.